GAAGAAGAAGAAGAAGAAGAGGACGAAGACGAAGACGUAAACAUGUUUUCCUAUGACGAUGCCUUCAUUUGGUUUUCUGGAUAAAUUGGAAACAUUUUUUCGGACUGGAAGAUUUGAAGAAAACUCAUCUAAAAGUUUAAAAAAAGGAAUCAAAGCUGCCUGCAAAAGAUUUACCUACAAAGAUGGCCUUUUGUGGCGACCUUAUCGAGGUCGCCUUCUUCGUGUUGUCAGAAGUGACAGUGAAAUUCGAGAGAUCCUGACACGCUACCACGAUGAUAAUAACCAUGCUGGCCGAGAACGGGUUGUGAAAGAAAUUAUGCUGAUGUACUACUGGGUUGGAGUGACGGAGACUGUGAAGAAUUGGGUCAAAGCUUGCCCAGCUUGUCACAGCCGUGCUCCUCCUCAUUCUUCUCAACCAGCUGUUUAUUUUUGCCUGGUUUACGGAUGCGAUGCCUCCAGUUAUGCUUUCCCUGAACUCAGCUUCCACAGGUUUCCUGAAGAUGAGGCUAAGCGAAAGAAGUGGUUGCAGGUGGCUCAGAGGGAUGAAGCCUCAGUACGCACAAACUCUUACAUCUGCUCCAAACACUUUGAAAUGUCGUGCUUUACACUUACUGAAGAAGGUCAGCUGGUGCUGUCCCCAGAUGCUGAACCAACCAUAUUGCCGGUCCAUGGAAAUGAGGUGCCUCUCAAGUCAGGUGAAAAUUUAAGUUAUUCCAACACAUGGAAAGACAAACUUAAUGGAGCUACUGUGGCUGCUACUGCUGAAGUUGUGGACCACAGCCAUCAUUCCCUCAGUCUCUCCGAAGCAGCUUUACAGCUUCAGGAACAUCAAUACUGUUUGCCAGGCCCUGCCCCAGACUCCAGGGCUGCCAAGAUAAUGAACGAACACAGGAGGAGGACAGCUUUCGAGCCAGGCUUUAUGACUUACAACCAUAUUGCCAGGUACUUGAGUACCAGGGUCUUACCUAUGCAGGGUAAGAGAAGCAGAUCAGCUUUAAAAAGAAUGGCCAAGCGUUUUAGUCUAAUAGAUGGAGUGCUGAUGUACACAAGAGUGUCUCCGCCUCUCAGAGUGCCACGCAGUAGAGAGGAGGUAAAUUCAAUACUUCAGCAAUUCCAUGACAACCAGGGCCACUUUGGUCAGGGAAUCUGCCAGAGACAAAUCUCAAAGCACUACUAUUGGGGUAGCCUGAGUCGAGACCUGGCCAGCUGGAUCUCUAGCUGCCAAACGUGUGUUAACAGGUCUAAAAGGAAGAUGAUUCGCUGUAGUGUUUCCAAGUGCACCAACCGCUGUGGUCCAGUUGAGAGAAAACUCGGACUUAUUUUCCAUAGGUUUCCUCUUCAUAAUCUGCCCCUGCUGUCUCAGUGGCUGAAAGCUUGUGGCCGUGGUAAUUGGCAUCCUCGGCUCUGGUCUUCCAUUUGCUCAGCGCAUUUUACAGAGAAGUGCUAUGACAGCAGCAGCGAGAAUAUUACCCUCCUUCCAGAUGCAGUUCCCACACUUAACAUCCACUACGACUCAAAAGUUCAGGCAGAUGACUUGACCUUGACACCAGCUGGGGAGGAAGCUUUUUUUGCUAAGUACAAUGCAGUGGAGCUCUACAUCAGCAGACGCAUUUACCCUCCUGGAUUGACCUAUGUAGAGAAGAACACUUUCAGGAGAUUCUGCAAAAGAUAUGCUAUCAUAGAUGGCAAGCUGCAUGUGAUGUCAGGAGACCAGAUGCGCUUGGUCCUGAGGAGUAGGCAGCAGAUUGAAACUGCUCUUGUGGACUUUCACAAUGAACUUAACCACCUCAGUGUCAACAAGUGCCUCAGAUUGCUCAACGAAAGGUACUACUGGCAAACAAUGAAGCCUGAUGUGGUGCAGUGGAUCAACAACUGUUCUCAGUGCAGCCUGAAGAUAAUAAAAAAAAAAACAUGCCGUCGAGCAGAGACAGAAAGUGAUGAAUAUGGUGGCUGUGGGGAUUAUGCAUAUGACGGUGGUGAUAAUGAUGAUAAUAUUGAAAGUGGCUUGAGAGAUGGGAUUGUAGAGGAGGAGCAUACGCUGGAAUCCGUGGAGACAAUGUCUGUGGAAACACCUUCAAUUCCUUUGUCCUACAGUAUGCCUCCCACAAAUCUGAAGCCAAAAAUUCCGAUACUUAUCCAUCUAAGAACCUCAUCUCAACUUCAGGCCAAAGCAUCUAUCAUUCUUCAACCCAGGAUUCCCAACUCAACCCUUCUUCCCAGGGUCUGGCCGAAUAGAAUGACAACCUCUGUACAGUCUGACACAUUAAACAGCUCUGUGAUUCAAUCCAGUAAGCAGAGCUUGUCAAAGGAGCCACUUCAACCUGGAGAUCCCAAAGUAACAGUUAGAUCUGAAAACAAUAUUGAUGUGCCUAAUUUUAUUCAAGAGCAUGGCACAGCCCUACCUCUGAUUGAGCCACAUUUUCUUCCUAACCAAAUUCAAACUCUGAAUAACAAUUGUGGAAAAAAGACCAAAAAAUCAAGGGAUCUCCAGAGCCAGUACAUUGACAAGUGCCCAGUGAAGAGAAAGAGAAGAGUGCAGGGACACAGUUUCACACAGGGGAGCUCCAGCUGCGGUCUUGAGCCAGUUGUGGCCCCAAGUUCCAAACCAUGGCCUGUUUUCACUAUUGCCAACUCUGCACUGUCACAGGCAGCACACUUACCUCCUAAAGUGGAGAGCCCACUUGUGCUUCAGAAGUCCAAAAGGCUUCAGGCCCGAACCUUCAUCCAGCAGUGCAGCCAGGCGAAAGUGAAGGUCAGGCCAGCGGUAGAUGGUGCUGAUGCUGAGUGGGUCCAGGGGCAGCAGGAGAUCCAGGCAAUGAAGCAGCGAGCAAAACUUGAGGCACAGAUGAAGGCAGGAAACCCUGCAGCUAACAGAGGCCUAUUGAAGCUCAGAGGUGGCAGGAAAAUCCAGCAGCUGAAACAGGGAACAACCAGGCUGACAGACGUGAAGUGAGUGGAGACUGAAGACGAACCGGCAGUGAAGGGUUAGGGUUA
Molecule: messenger RNA, 2994 nt
Organism: Fundulus heteroclitus (mummichog)
Lineage: Eukaryota; Metazoa; Chordata; Actinopteri; Cyprinodontiformes; Fundulidae
Exons: 18
Coding region: 53-2953 (966 amino acids)
Molecular function (GO): sequence-specific DNA binding
Source: RefSeq, a predicted model, not a curated record